AGAGACGCACUUCCGCUUCCGCGUGCGAGGCUGGGUCGCGGUGCUGCUGCUGGGCCGGCUUCCUCCCUGCUGCCCUCGCUCUGCGGCGCGCGGUUCCCCUCGCAGUAAAAUGUCUGGAGCUGAUGACUUUUCGUUGGCAGAUGCUUUACCGGAUCAUUCCCCUGCUAAAACCUCCAAAGUGAGCAAUACAAAAUCUGGUCAACAAACUGGUCAGCCAACACAAGGCUGGCCAGCUUCCAAUCCUUGGAACACCCCAAGCGCUCCACCUACGGGGCCAUCUGGAUUGCCACCAAGUACAACCGCCUCCAGUGUGCCAUUUGGACCUCCCCCAACAGGAAUGUAUCCUUCAAUGCCACCUGGACCGCCUGCUCCAUUUCCUCCACCUCCUACUGGACCCUCUUGCCCUCCUCCUGGUGGUCCAUAUCCACCCCCAUCUGUGCCAGGUCCUGUCCCACCAGGGCAAUAUCCUCCACCAAAUAUGCCCUUUCCAGAGCUUCCAAGACCAUAUGGUGGUCCAACAGAGCCAGCUGCACCUCCGGCUUCUGUUGGGCCAUGGGGAUCUAUGCCUUCUGGAGCAUGGGGAGCAACAAUGGGAGGGCAAUAUCCUGCACCUAGUAUGCCAUAUCCACCCCCUGGGCCAUAUGCCACUCCUACCCAGACACCCGGGGCUGCACCUACAGUACCGUGGGGUACUGUCCCACCUGGAACAUGGGGACCUUCACCACCUGGUCCAUUUCCUCCACCCACGGGAUCAUAUCCAGCUCCAGGACUAUAUCCUACACCCCCUAAUCCUUUUCAAGUGCCAUCUGGUCCUGCUGGUACUCCAUCAAUGCCUGGUGGUCACCAUCCUUACCGUUGAAUUCAUGCUGGGCAACAAAGUACUGUAGCUUUCCACCUUCAUCCACUAUUUACAGAGAUUUUAAAAAAUUUUGUUUCAGUAACUUUUGGAAUUGUGAAGAGUACUCACCUCUUGUAUGUACUUCUGAGGUAUGAAGGAGCAAUCUGCAUAAAUUUAACUUGCUCAUAUACUGGCAUCUUUUUGGUUUAUUAAAGUGAAUUAGGAUGAGCAGACAAAGUCAAGUCCGGUGGUUCUUACUCAAGGCAGAGCUUCCUUUGGGGGGAAAAAAGAAUUGCCAUGUGAGUAAGGAUUACAGGAUCAGGCCUACAGUCUUACUAAAAAGUUAAAGCAUUCACUGACAUUUAAUGUUUAAGUUUUGAUACCAGACUUGUGGGGGUCACUAAAUGAAUGGAUAGUCAUAUUUUGUCUAUUUUCAGGUUAUUCCAGGAUAUCAGUAAAAACAAUGUAUUUUGAGAUUUCUUUGUGAAAUCUCUUAAUAUUUUAAACAUGCUACAGUAAUUCAACAUACUAAAGAGAAAUGGAGCAUGUGAAUUUGAAGGUGUUCUCAGCAUUUAUAUAAAUAUACACUCAAGCACAAUUUCUCUCAUUCUGGGACUACAGUGAAGCGUUCAUAGGCCAAAGUACUUAGUCUAACUUGUAGGCACACCUGUUCACAUUCGCAAACAGGCAUUUAUGUGCAAAUCAAGUAGCUGGGUGUGCAGUUCAAUUAAUUUAAAUUCACAAAUGUGAGGUUUGUGCAUGAAAAUGAGGGCAUAAUUUUUGCCGGCCCAAAGUUAGUAGUGGUGACUGGAAGUUUGGCUUGUUCUCUGCAUGAAGAUAAACUGAUUCCCACUGGGAGAUAAUCCUGUCUCUUAACUUGGGUUCUGUCCAUCUGAAACUUGGCUUUGCGGCCAAGCUGUGUAAACUCUGCAGAACUUUUAUUCAGCAUCCUUGGAAAUUAAGCCUGAGUUUAAAGUAGUCCAGUAGGAAAAAGCUGCUUUUGGCCUUCCACAUAGUCCUAUCGCCUAGAUAGAUCCUUAGAAUCCAUCUCCCUUCUGCCAUAGUUUGAAAAUGAGCCAGUCUUAUGUGAGAGCUCCAUUGAACAUAGUAAUUGGGUAGUCCCUUUGUUCAUAGCUAGAUGUAUGUUGUACCUCGCUGAAUGACAUGAUCUGAUUUGGUUUUAAUUGAAUGACUAGAAUUCUGUGUAGCUGCCUUUCAUCGGAAGGGUCACUGCUAUCAAUUUCAUUCUCCUGACUGAGAAUCUUUAUGGAAUUAUCGUACUGGUAGUUUUGCAUUACCAAGACACAUUCUUCGCUGAGACUUGGGCUUUUUUUAAUUCAUUAUGGUACUUUGAUUACCUAGACUUUCUGUGACCCUGCAGAAUUUAUUUUAUCCCAACCUGGGAAAUCUUAAUUUAGCCUCUGUUGGUGGAAUUAAAAAACUGAAUUAGUAAUACUGAUGGAUUAGUAAAUCAUCCAUCAGAGCUC
Molecule: messenger RNA, 2325 nt
Organism: Mauremys reevesii (Reeves's turtle)
Lineage: Eukaryota; Metazoa; Chordata; Testudines; Geoemydidae
Gene: MAPK1IP1L
Product: mitogen-activated protein kinase 1 interacting protein 1 like
Exons: 4
Coding region: 110-859 (249 amino acids)
Source: RefSeq, a predicted model, not a curated record